Messenger RNA from Adineta ricciae, 372 nucleotides. Lineage: Eukaryota; Metazoa; Rotifera; Eurotatoria; Adinetida; Adinetidae. The record is from the annotation of a GenBank genome assembly.
AUGUUCGCUUUUUCGACAACUACCGCCGGUCGGGAAGGAGGUAUCGCUAAUCCAAAUUAUCAACCCGGCAAUGUUUAUUAUACAUCACCAGGACAAUUUCAACAUUUGCAAGGACAAGUCAAUGACGUGACGGAAAUCAUGAGAAAUAACGUUCGAUUAGGAUUGGAACGUGGUGCAAAUCUUGAUGAUCUGGAAAUUAAAGCAGAGGAUUUGAGUAACAGUUCCAAUCAAUUUGCCAACAAUGCACACCGAGUUCGACAAAAGUUCUGGUGGCAAAAUGUGCAGAUGUGGAUUCUCAUUGGUGUAAUCGUUAUUGUUCUUAUUGUUAUCAUCGUUGUGCUUUCUGUCCUUGCCGCACAGAAGAAAAUUUAA